AUGUCUUCCGCCGUAGCGGAGCUGGACUCGAUCUUGCAGUCCAUGCUCAAUCUCAAACCGCCCGGAGUAUCCGGUUCUAAGAUCACAUCCAUCACCACCCUGUGUACAGCAAAUGUUCAAUCCGAAUCAGUCCUCAUUCAGAAACUCUAUACCCACUUCAAGAAGACGCCAGGAACACACAAACUAGGAGUACUCUACGUUCUAGACUCAGUGACGCGACAAUGGGUAGAUCAGGCCAAAAAGUCAGGUCAACAGCUGGGUAGCGGAGCUCCUGAUGGGACCUUUGCUGCUGGUGUGACUCGAGUGACCGAACUGCUGCCCGUGCUCAUGAACGAUAUUAUCGCCACUGCGCCCGACGACCAAAAGGUCAAAAUCAAGAAACUCCUGGAAAUCUGGGAACGAUCAAACACAUUUCCUGCACCACUGCUUGCUUCACUCAAAGAGAAACUAGAUGCACCCAAAGGUAUACCAAUAUUCGCUCUUCCUCUGUACGGGCGCCAUUCUAAUCCUAAUGUAGUUUCGACCACACCCGAGGGAUCACCAGCCCCCGGUUUCGUACCACUCGGGCACGCAGCACAUACUGAUACUGUUGCAGCGAAGCCUCCUCCACAGCAACAGGACACCUCAGCCAUUCUGGAAGCCCUCAAAAACAUGGCGAAACAGAACUCUGCAGCGCAACCAGCUGCACCGGCACCCGCGCAAGCUAGUUUGAAUAAUCUCUUAGGCGCGCAAAAUGGGAUCCCUCAACCGAACAGUACCGUAAUCCCGGGAUCUGCUUCUGGUGUCGCUGGUGGGCAGGCCGUAAACCCGCUUGGAGCUCUAUUUGCUGGGUUGAAUAAUGGUGUACAAAGCCAGAGUCCUGCAAAUGUACCUGCGAAUCCGCUUGCUGCUUUCUUGCCUCAACAAGCUCCCGCUCUGGCAGUGCCACAGCCAUCUGCUCCUCUAGGCCAAGAUCCUCAAGCACAAAUGCAAUUCCAGCUUCUGCAGAUUUUGGCCGCUCAGGGUGUGCCUCCUGAUCAAUGGGCUACUGCUCUACAGUUGCUGGCAAAUGGCGGUGGUGGUGCGACUGUCCCGCCCGCUGUGUCGGGAAACAAUUGGGCUCAAGGACAAUCACGUGACGGCCAAACCCGCUCCCCUCCCAACCAGUAUCGACGUCGGUCACGCUCUCCUGGCUUCGAUAGGCGUCGCGAACUGUCUCCGCGACGUGGUCGUCGAGAUAGUCCCGGAGCUGACGGCUAUCGUAAUGACCGCGACGGUAGACGUGGUGAGUACCGCCAGCGCAGCCCGGUGAGGAAUAGACGUCGAAGCCCUUCACCUGCGGGCGAUUUCAAACUCCCUCCACCAGGCCCAAAGACCGUCCAGUUCGAUUCUACACUUCCUAGAGGCCACAUCAAAGUUUUCAGUCGAACACUCUUUGUUGGAGGUGUCACCUCGUCGGAGGCUCAUUUGCGGAGCUUGUUCAGUGCCUAUGGUAUUGUGCAAACCUGCAUUGUCAACAUCGACAAACGCCAUGCUUUCAUCAAGAUGAUCAAUCGCAAAGAUGCUGAAAGUGCCCGGGCGGGUAUGGAAGAGCACAAGUCGGGAGACAUGCAACUUCGCACCAAAUGGGGCGUUGGCUUUGGACCACGUGACUGCAGCGACUAUCAAACUGGCGUUAGCGUCAUUCCGAUCGAACGCCUCACGGAUGCCGAUCGCAAAUGGCUCCUCACCGCCGAAUAUGGCGGGACGGGUGGAGCACCAAUCCAAGAAGGCAUGGUGGUUGAGGAGCCCGACAUCGAAAUCGGUGCUGGUGUUUCCUCCAAAGCCAUGAGUAGACGUAUUGCUACCGACAGUGGUGGACGACGAGGCCCACAGUCUUCUCGCAACUUUGAGGGUCGUGACGACAACAGAUUUAGAGAUAGCAAUCGCCGAGAUCGAGACGACCGAAACUCCAACAACCCGAACAAUAUGCCAGUUGGUGUCAUGCCAAACAUGCCCUUUCCCAUGAAUUUCAGCAACAUGCCUGGCAUGCCUGCCUUCCCACCUGGGUUUCAGCUGCCCAACUUCCAGCCGCAACAGAACCAAGAAUAG
Messenger RNA from Cladophialophora yegresii CBS 114405, 2070 nucleotides. RefSeq lists its product as uncharacterized. Bases 1 to 2070 code for a protein of 689 amino acids. Gene Ontology annotation, molecular function: RNA binding. Gene Ontology annotation, cellular component: nucleus. The transcript has 5 exons. Lineage: Eukaryota; Fungi; Ascomycota; Eurotiomycetes; Chaetothyriales; Herpotrichiellaceae. The record is from RefSeq and is a predicted model, not a curated record.